AUGCCGCCUUUCCUGCGACCCUUCGGGCAUGGCGCCUUCAGAUCGGAGCACAAAGUCAGUGAUUCGUACUCCAGCGCUAGCAUGAAACUUCUGAUCCUCACCACUUUGCUGGCUGCCGCCAAUGCUGCUCCUGGACUCCUUGACUAUGGACAUUCGGCACCGGACUACAGCUACGCACAUGCUGCUCCCGCCAUCACCUAUGCGGCUGCAGCUCCAGUGAUCAAGUCGUAUGCCGCUCCCGCCAUCACCUAUGCUGCUCCGGCUCCAGUGAUCAAGUCCUACGCUGCUCCGGCCAUCAGUUAUGCCCAUGCUGCUCCGGCCAUCAGCUACGCCGCUCCCACGGUGGUCAAGUCCUAUGCUGCUCCCGUGGCGGUGAAGGUGGCUGCUCCGGCCACCAGCUACUCGCACUUCAGCUCGGUUGUUUCCCAUGCCACGCCCAUUGUCAAGUCGUACGCCGCUCCGGCCAUCGCCUAUGCCGCUCCAGCUCCCGUGAUCAAAUCCUACGCAGCUCCGGCCAUCAGCUAUGCCCAUGCUGCUCCCGCCAUUAGCUACGCUGCUCCCACGGUGGUCAAGUCCUACGCGGCUCCAGCCAUCAGCUACGCAGCUCCUACUCUUCUGAAGUCCUACGCUGCUCCGGCCAUCUCCUUGGGCGGCUACGAUGGUCACGGCUACGGCUACCACUAA
Molecule: messenger RNA, 684 nt
Organism: Drosophila takahashii
Lineage: Eukaryota; Metazoa; Arthropoda; Insecta; Diptera; Drosophilidae
Product: cuticle protein 16.5
Biological process (GO): positive regulation of transcription by RNA polymerase II
Cellular component (GO): RNA polymerase II transcription regulator complex
Molecular function (GO): transcription coactivator activity
Source: RefSeq, a predicted model, not a curated record